UUCCUGUCAGUCUGUCGUUAUCUCUCCGCCUAGUCAUUGAGGAGGGAGAGUUUUGGGUCGGCUGCGCUUUCAUUUCUUUCCUGGGCAAACUUUAUUGCCGCUAGAGGUUUAGCUUCACUUUUUCGAGGGGGGGAAAAGGGGAUUAAAAAAAACAGAAAAAAGGGGGUAAAAAUAAAAAAGGAGAAUAAGAAGCAAAUAAUAACAAUAACACAACAACCUUUAAUGGUUAAUAAUAUACGUUAAUACAUGCCUGUAUACAAAGCUAUAACGCAUACUUACAGACGUGUAUAUUAUACAUAACAUAUAUAAUAUGAGGCAUACAAACAUAUGUACAAACGUAGUGUUGGUUUCUUUCUUCACUAAGCCGUGAAGUCAAGACUGGGACAAUUUCCACCGGUGCAGAAAGUCCCAGCUUUUGAAACAGAUCAACUCUGUACACACACAUACAUACCUCUGUUACACACCUACCCAAACGAACACGGAGCACUCUUAAAAAGAAAUAAUACGUCCUUAAUAAGAACAAACAACAAAGCGAAAACAAAACGAAAAAAAAUGUAUUCGUUGUUGUUGGCCAUUUGUUUGCUGGAUAUCACAGCUGGAAUCUGUCCAAGCAACCAGAGCAAUUUAAAUGGUUCUUCCUGUUGUCAACUCUGUGAACCCGGUUCAGGUGUCGUCGGUAAUUGUACUCGCAACCAGGACACAGUCUGUGCGCCGUGUCAAGCUGGGAAGACAUUUUCAUCACAGGCUAGUUCAACAGAAGAAUGCAAGCUCUGUUCAACGUGUCCCGAGCACACUUACAUUAAAAAAGUUUGCAACGUCACCCAUGAUACACAGUGUGAAUGUUCGACUGGUUUUUUUUACUCAACAGAUCUGCAAGCUUGUAUGUUAUGUACUCUAUGUCCGGUAGGCUGGGGUGCCGUUCGACCCUGCAGCCCAACGGAAAAUAGUUGGUGCCAACGAUGUCCCAAUAAUACAUAUUCCCACUUGAUCAGUGGAACUAUCGGUUGUGUGAAAUGUCGCACAUGUGCCAGGGACCAAAUCAUGAUACAGCCUUGUACUGACACUCAAGAUACGGUCUGUAUAGCUGGCAAAGGUUAUGCAAGCCGUUAUGAAGAAACGCGCAUUGAUGUAAUUCCAAUUUAUUGUGCCCUGCUUGGCGCAGUUGUAUGUGGCCUGUGUGGCUUUGCAAUUUAUAAACACUGCCAACGUCAGCGUAACAAAAGGCUUGGUGCUAGAGACAAUGCUAUGCAUGAAGAUGUGGAAUAUUCUAAAGCUUCUGGAAGAGAUAGUGGUAUUGUCUAUGAUGACUCAGGCAUUAAAACAUGCUACAACCAGAAGCAGAUGGCACCUUUAAAAGUCCAGAACAAUAAGGAGUCUUUAAUACCUGGCUUGCUGUCAGAAAUUUCAUUGUCACCUGUGAAUCCGCAAACUGUGAAUAAUGGAGAAUGCCGUCACCAUCCAAGCAAUGGACAUCAACCAAAUUGGAAUAACCAAUGCCAGAAAUAUCACAUGCAAAUGUCUUAAUCAUUACUGAUUACAGUCAUAUGAAAUAUAUAUAAUACCUA
This is a messenger RNA of Octopus sinensis (East Asian common octopus), 1565 nucleotides long. RefSeq names its product tumor necrosis factor receptor superfamily member 16-like. NCBI's taxonomy places the organism in Eukaryota, Metazoa, Mollusca, Cephalopoda, Octopoda, Octopodidae. Bases 553 to 1524 code for a protein of 323 amino acids. Gene Ontology annotation, molecular function: nerve growth factor binding; death receptor activity; coreceptor activity. Gene Ontology annotation, biological process: Rho protein signal transduction. The record is from RefSeq and is a predicted model, not a curated record. Gene Ontology annotation, cellular component: cell surface; plasma membrane. The transcript is spliced from 4 exons.